Zophobas morio is the source of this 1393-nucleotide messenger RNA. Its product is annotated as histone-lysine N-methyltransferase Set8-like. Gene Ontology annotation, molecular function: transcription regulator activity; protein binding; histone H4K20 methyltransferase activity. Gene Ontology annotation, cellular component: nucleus; polytene chromosome. NCBI's taxonomy places the organism in Eukaryota, Metazoa, Arthropoda, Insecta, Coleoptera, Tenebrionidae. Bases 256 to 1152 code for a protein of 298 amino acids. Gene Ontology annotation, biological process: regulation of DNA damage response, signal transduction by p53 class mediator; regulation of transcription by RNA polymerase II. The transcript has 6 exons. The record is from RefSeq and is a predicted model, not a curated record.
UCAAUUCACGUGACGCCCUCCAACCAAUCGUCGCACAGCAACAUUUCAACCGAAGACGCUUCUGUUGUGACCAGUGCAACGUGAUUUUCGCCAGUUUUCCGCAAAAUCUUCACUGAAAAUGUAGAAAAGUCGUCGCACAACUCGCCAGAAAUAUCACCGACGCGGUUUCCGCCAAUUUUCAUUUAGGACCGCCACCGCGAGUGGCCCCCGAUCACCAUUCUCAACCACAACUCCGACGACAGAAAACGCCCCAGCAUGGUAAAAGGGCGCAGGGUGCGCGCUGUGGUGGCGUGCGCCCGCAGCGACGACUGCUGUUCACCGAAUCCGAAGCGCCGCGGCCCCAAAAUCGUGCUCCCGGCCAAGCCCCACACCCUCGACGCCUUCUUCCAGGACAAACCCCACGACUUCAAUAAGCAAGCUGACAGCGGACAGGAGAUUUUAUUCACAUUAAUGGCAAAGGACGAAAUUGACGUUGAUGUUCCCAAGACACCUGUGCUCGUCAAGUCGUUGACGUGCAGCGAGGGACCGCCGACGCCACACAGGAUCGAGCUGUGCCUUGAGGAGGGAGCGAAAGAGGCGAAACAGGAGAAGCCACCAAAGAGCAAAAAGAAGGCGAACCAAAUGAACCACCGGGUCACGGAUUACUUCCCGGUGCGGCGGUCCGUCCGCAAGACGAAGAGCACCGUCAUGGAGGAGCGGCAGCGAACCUUGGAGCGGUUGCUGCGGUGCGACGUGGAGGAAGGGCUCGAGGUGCGAUAUUUCGCGGACAAAGGCAGGGGCGUGGUCACGUCGCGGCCCUUCACGAAGGGCGACUUCGUGGUGGAGUACAGCGGCGACUUGAUCGACUUGAACGAGGCCAGGAGGCGCGAGCUCAAGUACGCGCAGGACAUGAACACAGGCUGCUACAUGUAUUACUUCAGGCACAAUAAUCAACAGUAUUGCGUGGAUGCUACGGCCGAGACUGGAAAAUUGGGAAGGCUCGUGAACCAUUCCAGGACCGGAAAUCUCAUUACCAGGACCGUAUCGGUCGACAAUAAGCCGAGAUUAGUACUUAUAGCCAAGGAUGACAUCAAGGCUGGCGACGAGGUCACGUACGAUUACGGGGACAGGUCGAAGGAGUCGCUCAAGUAUCAUCCGUGGCUGGCUUACUAAUUUAGUUAUUUAUGUUUAUUUAUUUUGUUUUUUCUUCUUUUUUUUUUUUCUCUUGACAUUGGGACGACUAGAGGUCCGUUGUUAUUUCUAUGUGCACUGAUGUAUUUUUUUCAAAGAGGUUUAGAUACGGACAGUCACUGCCUUUUGUAAUACUUUUUAUUUGUUGCUCGAAUUGACCGAGUUGACUAUUUUAAUAGUAAGAUUCGUGCUAAGUAAUGAGGUAAUAAAGGAUUUGACUUGA